Alexandromys fortis (reed vole) is the source of this 2038-nucleotide messenger RNA. It is a transcript of the gene Tspan33, whose product is annotated as tetraspanin 33. Gene Ontology annotation, cellular component: plasma membrane. NCBI's taxonomy places the organism in Eukaryota, Metazoa, Chordata, Mammalia, Rodentia, Cricetidae. The transcript is spliced from 8 exons. The coding region runs from base 242 to 1093 and encodes 283 amino acids. The record is from RefSeq and is a predicted model, not a curated record.
GCUAGGCUGCUCUGCGGCCGCGGUGGAGACUCCGCCGCUCACGCUGCCCGCCGCGACUCCAGCGGCGGCGCCGUUCCCCGGCCGCGCUGCUCCCCGACGCACGGCUCGGGCGGCUCCCGGUGCGGUGCGGCUAUCCCGGCGUCCGGGUCCCCGUGGGCCCGCGGCUCACGUCCGGGGCUGCGGGGCACGCAGGUGGGCCGGCGGCCGCUGGGAGAUAGGCCCCCGGGGGCAGCUGCGGACCAUGGCGCGGAGACCUGGCGCGCCCGCUGCCUACGGGGAGGAGUUCUCCUUCGUCAGUCCGCUGGUGAAAUACCUGCUCUUUUUCUUCAACAUGCUCUUCUGGGUCAUUUCCAUGGUCAUGGUGGCUGUGGGUGUCUAUGCCAGGCUGAUGAAGCACGCAGAAGCAGCCUUGGCUUGUCUGGCGGUGGACCCCGCCAUCCUGCUGAUCGUGGUGGGUGUCCUUAUGUUCCUCCUCACCUUCUGUGGCUGUAUUGGAUCCCUUCGCGAGAACAUCUGCCUUCUGCAGACGUUCUCCCUCUGCCUCACCAUCGUGUUCCUGCUGCAGCUGGCUGCCGGCAUCCUGGGCUUCGUCUUCUCAGACAAGGCUCGGGGGAAAGUGAGUGAAUUAAUCAACAAUGCUAUUGUGCAUUAUCGAGAUGACCUGGACCUGCAGAACCUCAUUGACUUUGGCCAGAAGAAGUUCAGCUGCUGCGGAGGGAUUUCCUACAGAGACUGGUCUCAGAAUAUGUACUUCAACUGCUCGGAGGACAACCCCAGCCGUGAGCGUUGCUCCGUGCCUUAUUCCUGUUGCUUGCCCACCCCCAAUCAGGCAGUGAUCAACACUAUGUGUGGCCAAGGUAUGCAGGCUCUUGACUACUUGGAAGCCAGUAAAGUCAUCUACACUAACGGCUGUAUUGACAAGUUGGUCAACUGGAUACACAGCAACCUGUUCCUACUUGGCGGCGUGGCACUAGGCCUGGCCAUCCCUCAGCUGGUGGGAAUCCUGCUGUCCCAGGUCCUCGUGAAUCAAAUAAAAGAUCAGAUCAAACUGCAGCUCUACAACCAACAGCACCGGGCUGACCCGUGGUACUGAGAAGCCUUCCCGUGCCGCCUGACCAUGGUGAUGGGCAAGCCUCAUGGACCAACAGCAGAGGGUACUGAGAACGGUACCCUAUGGAGAUUUGGAUUUCAGCCCCCCAGCAACGAGGGCCCAGUGGAAAGAAGCAAACUCCAGAAGACAGGGCACAAGAUGGCUCAGGUCUCAGAAGGACGUGCCUCACACCCCCAUCCUAGCCUCAGCAUUGGUAGAGAACUAUUUUGUCCUGUUUCUAACCUUGAACAUUUGGGUUUGUGUUUUGAAGUUUUGUCUGGUCAGCUGUGUGUGGGAAGUAGCGGUGGUACCAACAGCUGUAGGGGUACUAACUGCGUAGCUUCCCGAGGCACAACAGACAGCCCUGUCAGGGCUGCUCUGGACUAGGUGGACAUACUUAGAGUUUGCUGCCAGGGCGACCUGGCUGUGGAGACCAGACACUAGCAGCCCUGCCUGGAGUCCAGUUGGCAUAACCCCAGCUCCGGAGGGGAAGGGAGUGGAGCCGGCAGAGGGGAGUGAGCCUGGGGGUUGCAUGGGGACAGCUGGGUAUAUGGGGGUAGUGGAAGGGGAUAUGUUUACCAAAUGCUUGCCCUGCCACCCUCCCAGGUACUCAGAGUGAGCUACAUCCUGCCCCUCCUUCAUUUCCAUGGAAACAUGGCAGCAAGGGCAAGGGGUACAACAGCAGCCAAAUUCAUCCCCACCCCCUUCGCAAAAGAGUUUGGAACCAUGGUCCCUAUAUUCUGCAGUCGGCAGAAGCCGGCCUAAGCCAUACAUGCCCUUGAAUUCCUCUCUGUCUGGCCCUCCCUCUCCAGCAAGUGGGGUUUUCUUUAACUUGGCAGAAGCGUGGCAACACCCUCCACCCUCAUCUCCCAGCACCAGAACUCGGUGUUUCUACAGUGGAAGAAUCAGGAAUCUGGCAGAAAUGGCAAUAAAAGUUUGUUGACCUGG